This is a messenger RNA of Megalobrama amblycephala (Wuchang bream), 3634 nucleotides long. RefSeq names its product AF4/FMR2 family, member 1 (gene aff1). The transcript is spliced from 20 exons. Gene Ontology annotation, biological process: regulation of gene expression. Bases 274 to 2595 code for a protein of 773 amino acids. The record is from RefSeq and is a predicted model, not a curated record. Lineage: Eukaryota; Metazoa; Chordata; Actinopteri; Cypriniformes; Xenocyprididae. Gene Ontology annotation, cellular component: super elongation complex; nucleus.
GCGCGGGGGUGCGCGCUUCACUGCAUGAUAUCCUGACGAAUUAAUGUUUACUUAUUAAAAUGCCUUAUACACUCCCGAACAACAGGAGUCUAUAGUUUAAUGUAUAGUUUAAUUGUGUCUGAUUCAAUAGUCUGAAGCACCGCGCAUCUUGAGUCCCGCCUCUUGAGUGGACGCGUCCGCGGAGCUCCAUUCUGCGCGUGAGCUCGCUUCAGUCAAACAGAGUGCGCGUGGAUCUUCAUCUGAAGUCACGUUCAUGUGAUCGAUCGCGUCAUCAUGAGCGACCGAAUCCCGGUGGCUCGGAGCGGACAGUACCAACCGAGAAUGACCGGAUCGAGCAGUGUGCAGAUGGAGGAUCGCGAUGUGAUGCGGCGGAUGGAGAGGGAAAGGAGGAGUCAGGAGGUGCAGCCGGAGGAGACGCAGUACGACCGAAUUGCUCCUCUCUUCAGCGAGCCCUUCAAGAGAAUCAAAGGCGAUGAGCUGUCGAGUCUCAUCCAGAGGAUGCUGGGUAAUUACGAGGAUGGAUCUGAUGACCUUUGCUCUGGUGUGGACGGAUCGGAGGCGUCUCUCACUGCUCCUCCGAGCGCGUCCGGCCCCGUCCCUCCUCCAGGUGAGCGCUGGGACAGUCUGCCGGCCCUGCAUCCCCCCGCGGAGCCGCUGUCCCCUCUGCAGUCCAGCGACUCGGACGGCGGCGCGUCUCCGGAGCGCUGCAGGCUGGACGUCCCGCCGCUGACGCUCACACUCCCGCUGAAUUUGCACUGUAAACCGGCAAAUGUCAAGAAGCCCACAGCGUAUGUGAGGCCGAUGGACGGUCAGGAUCAUGUGACCAGCAAUUCUCCACAACUGAAGGCCUCACCGGAGCACUUACAGGACCUGAAGGAGAGCAGCAAACCAAACCUUCCCGCGCUGCAGUCUGUUGACGUGGUGUCUGGCGGGCGAGUGGAGGACAUUCUGCAGGAAAUGACCUCAUGGCCUCCACUGUUGACGGCCAUUUGUACGCCAAGCACAGCCGAGCCGCCGAAGUUCGUCUCCACUAACGAGGAGUCGCAUGGAUUCACGGCUCUCAAAGCUCAUGAAUCAUCAGACGGUGUUCAGCUGAAGCCGCAAGGAGGUUCCGGCAGCUCACAGACACAGAAAGGGAGUGACUGGCAGUUGGGAAGAUGGUUAGAAGGCAAGGAGAACCAGCACCAGCAGAGCCCUGGCAGCCCAUGUGAUGUCAUCAAGCCCAACUCCCAUGAUUCCGCUGGACGGACAGAGGCUGCAGGUCAGCAGGGUUGCUAUAGUAACCCGACUGACAGCGGCAAAGCGUCUGAUCACAGACAGACUGCGGGAAACACGUCCACGUGUGAGAAUCUGCUGUCAGGAAGCACAUGCGUGGAAAUUUCCCAGCGUGAUGAAAAUACUUCCACGCGCAGAUCGAAACACAAGAAAACAUCACGUGACACAGAGCAGAAGAGAACGACAACAACAGACAACAAACAGACCCGUCAGCCGCUGCUGGUGAAGAUUCAGCUGAACCUGCUCUCCAGAAUCCCUCGGGAGCCCAAAGCUGUCCGACGCCGAACCAGCCUGACGUCCGCACGCAAGAGAGCCGCGGAGAGGGAUGAAAAGUCUCCAAAGAAGAAACAGAAACUGGACAAAGAGAGAAAACAGUCUUUCUCGUCUCAGCACAGCCUCCACCAAUCAGAAGCCGGCAGGAACAGCGACAGCACGACGAUGAAGAGGACGAAGAGUGUGAAACACGGCUCAGGUCUUCCUCAGGACAUAUCAGGACACAAGUGUCCAUCCGCAGCGGCUCCUGACAGCCAGCCGAGGACGGCAGAGGCUCAUGGGAAGCAGAAAUCCUGCAAGAGCCGCAACGUCCUGCCGGAGAAAGCGUGUCCUCCUGCAGCCCAAGCACGAGCGCUGCUGCCGCCCGACCGCAGGCAACGCUCCGUGGAAGAUCAUCUGAAGGAAGCCAAAAAACUGAAGCACAAAGCAGACGCUACGCCGGAUAAGACGGCUAAAGCCCUCAGCUAUCUGGAGGCUGCGCUGGCAUUCGUGGAGAGCGCCGUUGCCAUGGAGACGGAGCCACAGACGCCCAAAUCUGCCUACACCAUGUUCUCCGAGACGCUGGAUCUGAUCAGGUUUAUACUCAAACUGAAGAGCUACACGGAUCCUUCAGCCGCGGCUCAUGAGAGGGAUUUCUUCGUCCUGUGUCUGCGCUGCCAGUCUCUGCUGCAGAUGGCCAUGUUCCGCUACAGACGGGAUUCGGCGCUCCGAUACUCACGGACACUCACCGAUCAUUUCAGAAGCUCGUCGUGGUCUGCAUCUCCCUCCGUGUCCAGGAGUUCCUCAUCGGCCGCCGGCAGCUCGCUCGUCAUUCCUCAACCCGUCCAGCAGGCGGCGGCGUCUUACGUCAGCAUUACGGCGCUCUUCCUGAGCGCUCACGAGACGUGGGAGCAGGCUGACGAUCUCACACACUCGGGCAGCGGUUUGCUGCGAGAGCUGGAUUCAGCCGUCGGUCCCCUCAGUCUGACGGCCUCCAUGAGCUCGUUAGUGACAUAUGUGCGUCACGGGCUCCACCGGAUCAGACGCGACACACAGAACUCGCUCUGAUCGCUCGCCGUCAUGAGCAGCAGUAGCGUCACGUGAUUCAGAGGAGAAUGAAGGAUUCUGGGAAGAUGUGGCAGCUUUUAUUUAUUCACAGAUGCAGAGAGAUCGAUCGUCUCGUCCGAUCGACUAACGGCUCAUGAAACUAUCGUUCUGAAACUUCUUCAGCCCUGAACAAACCCGCGUCACGUCCUGCUCAUCAGUCAUGUGACAGCUGCUGAGCUUCAAGUGCCUUUUUGUUUUUUCUUAGGGUUAGUUGAUCAGAUCAAGAGUGUCGAGAAUUGCAAUGAAAACGUUUUUGAUUUCAAGUAUUUAUAUCAUCACGUGACCUUUGACCCAAUAGACAAAGAACUGUUUGUAUGUACAGCUGAUGGGCCUGACCUCUGACCUCUGGAGCUUUUCCCAUGAUUGUCUCUAUUUAAUGUUGAUAUGUUUGUGGGAGAUAGUUUGCGAUUUAUUUAUUUUUUUUUUGCGGUGGGGGAAGGGAUUAUUUAUUUGUGUUAGUAGAUAUUUCUAAUAUCAUUUUUGAUCAAGUGCAGAAAUGAUUUUCAGAACAGGCGAUUGAUUGGCUGCUUGUUCUAGAUACCGACUCCUCGUUGGUCAGAUCCUUUGGCACUUUUUAAAUUGAGCACUAAGUAUUUCCUGUUUCCAUCAGUAUUUCCUUUUCCUCUUAAUCUUGGUCCAGAGCAGCAGAUGUUGAUCGACACCCAGACCGUGAUUUGAUUUAUUUUCGGAGAACUCUGGAAGAUUAAAAUACUGUCGAAAUGGACCAUCAAAAUGAAACUAUUUGUAUUUAUUUUCUACCCCUCGAUUGUGCAGUGGGAGUUUGGCUUGGUUUUCUACAACUUUAUCAAAUCUCAUAAAGAGCAGAAGUCUAAUUUGAUUAAUUGACGAAUCUUAAUUGAAAAUGUGUUUGUGCGUCACAUUGUGUUUGUGAAAACGUGUAGUUUUGGUGCCUUGUUGCCUUUUUUGUGGUGACUGAGUUCAGCCGAUGGACUCAAGAUCCAUUUGGAUUUGAAUUGAAUUAAAUCUUUAUUAUCCUUUA